Molecule: messenger RNA, 4483 nt
Organism: Nylanderia fulva
Lineage: Eukaryota; Metazoa; Arthropoda; Insecta; Hymenoptera; Formicidae
Gene: pasilla
Product: RNA-binding protein Nova-1-like protein passilla
Molecular function (GO): RNA binding
Source: RefSeq, a predicted model, not a curated record
UUUAUUUUCCCCGAAAGCGGGACGAGUGGGAACAACGGCGCCCCCGGUGCGUCGGCUCGCUCCGCUCCUGUCAAACGAAGAGAGAGAGAGAGACUGCGCGCGCACGAGAAAGAGAGACGGGAGUUCCGCGCCGUAAAUUGGAGAAGGACGCGACUAGAGAGGUGUCCGCACACAACACACCAACCACAACGAGUAUCAACCAGCUGGUUGGCAAGGGAGCCGCGAGCAGUCGCCAGUGAGACGCGGCACCCCGCGUGUGUCACUUGUUCAUUCACUCAUCCGCUCGGUUCGUUCGUUCGUUCGUUCGUUCGUCCGUCCAUCCUGUGCAACGUCGUACGUCGUCCGCGGGUAUAUAUCCUCCUCCUCUUCUUCUUCACCACCUCUAUAUCUUCCUCAACCUAUAUAUCCAGUUUGUUGCCAUCGCCUCCUCGCGGGAAGGACAGGACGACGAGCGGAUUCUGGUUCUGUCAAUUUUGACAGCUAUCUAUAUCUCGCGUCUAUUCCGCGCCUGGCACCUCGUUCUCGGAGGUUGAGCUGGUCCCCUAACAUCGUCUGCUGGUGCCUCCUACUUCCUCACGUUCCCUCACAUCGUUCGUCUCUCUUUACCUUUCUGGCCUUCCUCUCCUUCUUCCUUCUCUUCCCCCACUUUUUCUUCCACCGAUCAGUACAAGUGUGCACGGUGCGUGUUGUGUGUGUGCAAUCUACACGUUCUCUCCCCUCGGUGUGUUGUGUGGCAGUGUGUGUGUCACGAGCGAAGCAAGAUGGCCGCCGACUCAGGAAUGGAGACGUGUCCCUCCCCGGAGAUUGCGGACUCCAGGAAGCGGCCGCUCGACUGCGACGCGGAAAACGGCGCCACCAAGAGGUCGCACUACGGAUCAGGAGGAGAUGGAACGUAUCAUCUUAAAGUAUUGGUUCCCGGUGUGGCGGCCGGGGCCAUUAUUGGGAAAGGUGGAGACACAAUUGCUCAACUUCAAAAGGAUACAGGGGCAAGGGUGAAGAUGUCUAAAUCGCACGACUUCUAUCCUGGAACUACCGAGAGGGUAUGCCUGAUCACUGGCACCGUAGACGCCAUAAUGGAAGUUAUGGAGUUUAUCAUGGAUAAAAUUCGCGAGAAACCUGAUCUUACCUCGAAAACUACAGUGGACUUUGACUCUGGUAAAGCCACUGCGGAGAGAGACAAGCAGGUCAAAAUUUUAGUACCUAAUAGCACCGCGGGAAUGAUAAUAGGAAAAGCCGGGAAUUACAUUAAGCAAAUUAAGGAAGAAUCCGGCUCGUACGUCCAAAUAAGUCAGAAGGCUAAAGAUCUGUCUCUGCAAGAGCGAUGUAUAACGGUGAUCGGUGAGAAAGAGAAUAAUCACAGGGCGUUACAUAUGAUCUUAGCGAAAGUAGCGGAUGAUCCGCAAAGCGGUACCUGUCUUAAUGUCAGCUAUGCGGACGUAAGUGGCCCAGUUGCCAACUAUAAUCCAACAGGCAGUCCUUACGCUCAAGCUCCCACAAGCACUCCCACGUAUACAUCUACACCUGGUCUCAAUACAGUGAGUCUGUUGAACGGUGCUGGUUUGAGUCUUAACUUGAAUCUGGGCGCGGCCAUUACAGCGGGCACGGCGCCGGUGACGACGCAGCUGUUGGAACAUAUAAAACUGAAUCUACGUACGACAGGUUUCUCCGAGCCGGCGGCAACGGAGAUACUCGCCGCGAUCGCGACUCUCGCCAAGUACAACAUCCUCGGGAUGGGGAUAGGAAUGCCGUCGAGUAUGAGCUACCUGGGCAAUCCGAUGGACAGCACGACGACCGCGAAUGGGUCGAACAACAACGGCGGCGUGUUCGGGCCGAUCGGGACCGUGCCUGCCCUCGGAUCGACCUCACCGACGCCGCGCAAUGCCCUUGAUCGAUACGAGUCGUUCGAUCAAGGGUUGUUCCGACAGAACAACACCGCCGCCAGCGCGAUACAUCUGAACAACAAUUCGUUUGGCCUGGGCACUAACCAGUUACCACUUGUAAAGUAAAGCGCAUGCGACCGCAAAGUUCGGCCAAGACGAGGGAGAGAUCAAGGGAGGAAAAAGGACAGCUUCUCGUCAAGCAGGGCGCACGAAAAAUAAAGUUAACACAUACACACAUACACACACACACACACACAUAUACACACAUAGAGUUGUUAAGUCCGUAUAUGUUUGUUUUUUUCGAUGACGACGAGAGAGAUUCAGGACCCUUUGUAAAUGUGAAAUGCGUUAAACGCGCGCAAGACAAAUCUCCAUAUGCGAUAUAUACUCCGGGUAAGAAAAAUCAAACGAGAAACACGCAAAAAAAAAGAAAAAAAACAUGGAUUAUAGAGGCCAUAGCGCGAUCAGCCAGUCUAACAAUAAGUAUUCUCCUUAUAGUGUAAUGUUGAUUUGUAAAGAGUAUAUACCGCCUGUUAUAACGUUUUAGUGAUCGUAUAUGAUUCUUGUAGAGAGUUUGCGGCGUAGAAAGUGUUAUUUUAAAUAUCAAAGGUGUCUCUCUUCGAAAUACGCUUAUCCGAUACAGCGAAAAACAUCUUCUCGGUUAACAACAAAGUGCUAAGUAUAUAAUAUAUAUAUAUAUAUUUUUUUUUUUUUUUUACGAUUCGGGAUUAAGGGGGAAAAAGUUAACGGAGUAAGAGUAUUCUAAGACACAUUUCUGAGAAGAGAAGAGACUAUUGACGAACCCGCUCUGUAAAAUUAAGAUUAAGAUUGUCAUUCCUCAUACUCGUGGUAUCUCGAAGACGUACACCCUUGUCACUAUAUUAAAAUAACACUUUCGUUAAUAAACUUUCCUGGUGUCGUUCAACGACUCAUGUGCGUGUACAUGCAUUAGUACGUGUAUAUAUAUAUACAUACAUAUAUCUAUCUUCAACGUAUUACGUAAUAAUACUGAGAUAUAUAACGGUGGCAUCAACAAUUCCGGGUGCGAAGUUGUGCGAAUCAACAUUUCGAGUGGAGAUCACCUUGUCGCUAAAUAUUAAAUGACGAUGAUCGACGUGUCUCUCGCAAUAUAUCGAAUGUAUAUUAUAGUAGAAUGUUAUAUUGGCGACAGGAUUAUCGAUUACAAUGUGUGCAAUGAUGUUGAUUCGCGCAAGGGAUCUCUUCUCACCCUUUCCGAUCGCGAUCAAACGCUGUUUCCUUCAAUUUCUCUCUCAGAAUUCGGUUGUCAUUGAAGAAAAAUUAUGGAAUUUUUUUUUUUUUUUUUUGUGAGAGAUUGGCGUAUAAAUAUUCUCUCCGGAGAGGAGGGCAACUCCGCAGGAUCGAAUCGGAAAGGGACGAAGGUGUGUCGUGGCGUCGAGGAUUUUCCAAGAGGAACGACGACGAUGCAUCCGCGCACGAAGUGGCAAAGCAGUAUUGAUCGGCCAGUCAAUGUUACCUACGAGUUGUUUAACGCGAGAGGACAUGCAUACCGUUUUGCAAUAGACCCCAUCAGACAUUCGUCAUCGAAACCCCAAUUUCCCACCCAGCCCUUUCCACCUCCUUGCUAGAAGAAUCUUUUAUUUUUUCAUACAGCGCUUUGUUUUGUACAGUUUAAGAUAUAUUUCUUCGUUUCUACUCGCCAAGAGAACCCGCGGUGCGUCGUCAGUCGAUAUAGGACAGUUAGGCGCAUAGACGUGUGUAGCUAGUUUCUUAAAUCUCUUACGAAAUAUUAAUAUAACAAAUUAUAAAGAGCAUAAACGAUGAGAGAUGCGAGCCUGUCCGAGACGAAAGAGAGAUGAUUAUAAUGAUUCUACGUAUAUGUAAAUAUAUAUAUACGUGUAAAAUUCUUUCGCACGAAGAUACUAGAGGACAGAGGAAGAAAGAGAGAAGGUUGAGUUACGUACAACUCUUAUAGGAAAGAAUGGAAGAAAGAGAAAAUCCGCGAGGAAGAGAGGUGUAGCGUAGUAAUCAGGGAACUGUAGGAAUUGCAUUGACUCGCCUCAAUUCUAAUUACGACUAUUAUUAACAGUAACUAUAUUAAAUGAAUCUUCGACACUCCGUCGCCGCGCGAUUAAAGGGUGACUUCGCGUGUCACGUUACUUGGCUGUGUGUGCUAGGCUACAUCGUAAAGAUCAUGUUCCACAUCGUACUUUCUCUCAUUAAUCGCAUUGAUCCUCCAUUUUAAGAUCCGACGAUACGUGAAGACAAAAGGGAAAAAAAAGAAGGAGAGAAAACAGGAGAGCAAAAAAGAGGCAGAAAGUGAUAUUCGAAAAUCGCGUUUUAUGCCAAGAGAGUUUAAAAUAAUAAUAAUAAUGGUAAUAUUAAUCUGCUGCAUGUCACUCCACAUCCUUUAGUGCCAUAUCGAACUUUUCCUCCCCCUUUUCUCCCCCUCCCCCUCCUCUCUUUCCAAUUCAUCAGCCACCACACUUGUUAACGUUUGACAGUAGAACGUGUUGUUAAAGAUGUGUAUAUCCUGCACGCGACAGGCAGGCCGUUUUCAAUUAAGAGUCGGACAUUUAUUUCCCAUUAAUACGCUAAAUAUAUAUAUAUAAUAUAUAUCGUUA